CUAACAAUCAACUUCACUUGGUGACUAAAUUUCUAUUCUAAAAACAACAUGUAGGAUUGUAGGUGCACUUUGUAAAAUGGAGGCCGGCCCCUCCCGCAAACGCUUGCGGCGUAGUACACGAAGUUGCUAUCAAUGUAGAAAGCGUAAAGUAAAGUGUCAGCUCAUUGAUGAGAAGGUUGAUACUUGUGCUGAGUGCGUCAAGAGCGGGAUUCGGUGUACUAUUCAACCGCCUGAGGCAGCGUUGAGCAGCAAAGGCUCUCCUAUUUACGUUGAUAAGGAAGGACAAGAAGCAAGACUAGAUCGCAUCGAAUCUCUCUUGAAAAGGUUGGUUGAGACACAAGAACAAUCUCAACCGGCUGAGGCUUCAUUCGAAUGCGAAUCUAUGGCUCCAGCCUCUCUUUGGAACGAUUUUUUGUUUCAAUCAACGACCGAUGGAACAUUCCCUCUCUUCAACGAUGAUAGUCAUCCUAUACAUCAGUUAGAAGACACGCCAGAUGAGAAACAGCCACUUGUGGCCCUUCUUCCGUCUGUGCAGGAUGCAGUUACUAUAGCUACAAACAGUUCUGCUGGCCUGUGGGGAGCAGAAACACCCCUUGGCAGUGUCCUGAGGCCGAACGAUACACUCCGGCUCCGAGACAUAGCUGCUAUUUCGAGAGGUAGUGCUAUGCAUGUUGCUAAAACAUUGCUCUUAUUCGCGCUAUACAUGCAACAACUCCCGUCACGUUUUGACGUGCAGUUCUUAGGUCCCGAAAGCAUCGAAAGGACUAUCGAAUUGAUCAUAGACCGGGUCAAGCUAUUCGUCCUAUCUCACGAAGACGAAGCUUCUUCGUUAGAAGGUAUAGAAUGUCUCACUUUACUAAGCUCCAUUUAUCUUAACGAUGGCGCAAUUCGAAAAGCGUGGAUGAUCUUUAGAAGAGUUCUCGAUAUUGCCAGAUUAAAGGGGUUUCAAAAUAGUUUCUCCCUUUCUGCUCGCAGCUCAUCUUGUAGCAAUUUAGCCCUUCAACGGCGCCUGUGGCUUUCGACCGUCUGCGGCGAUUGCUACUGCAGUCUUCUCCUCGGUCUUGAGCCUGGACUUGGUAUUGCACCCUUUGGUCCUGGCGACGAUACCUGGGUGGAUCCGCUUGCUGAUGAAGAUACCAACGUCCAACGCCGUAUUUGCCUAAUAGUGUCACGCAUUGCACAGAGGAAUGCUGUUGGUCUCAGUGGAGACCGUAGUAUCCUUCGAGAAAUGGACGAGGCACUGAACAGAUUACAAGAUUUGAUGCCUGCUUCUUGGUGGAGAGCUCCGUCGUUCCGUCAAGAUCGAUCUCUUGACUCAUCCAGGGAGCCAAACCGCCUUAUAUGCCAGCUAUGGUUUUAUCAAGCGCGGGUAUUUGCGCACUUACCUAUCGCGUUUGGAAAAGCUAUGAGUGACUCACUGGAUAGCCUCGAAAGCUGUAUAGAGGCAUCCAGGUUUACAAUUCAUCGAUACCUUGGAUUGCAGCACGUCAAAGAUCAAUUAUCUCGUUGCAGAGCCGUCGAGCAGUCUGCCUUUUUUGCUGCCGUGGUUCUUCUCCUCGCUAAAGUACAGCUCCAAUAUCUUGAUAAGCGUGCUAUAGCUUCUAGAUACGACUCAGAUCAGGCUCUGAUUGAGCAAGUCGUUGGCUCUUUCGAAGUUUCUGGAGAAGCUGGAAGUAGAGAACAUGUAGCAAGGCAAAGCUACGAGAUCCUCUCCACUAUGCUAGAUAUCAUUACUAACUCAGAGAACACCUUAUUCAUGACGGGUCACUCCGGUUCCAACGCUCCCUCGACACUUGGAUCGUCUUUCGAUCCCAACAUCGUUGGGAAUACUGAGGAUGUUUCCAGUGCGACCAGGUCCGGAAUGGAAGAUAUAAUUGCGUCUUCGAUCCAACCAAUGCUCGACGUAGAAAGCCCAGCUUCGCACCUGAUGAAACUAUUAUUUACGAAGUGUGACAUAGCAAAACUUCCUCAAACCCCACCACACGUAGCGCUUACCGUUGGUGGUUUAAUAGAUCCGACUAUCCUUCAGUGAGACACUUCAUAGAAACUACAACAUUGACAGUUGUUUUUCCAUAGAACAGGCAAUUUUACUUUGUUUAGGGUGUUAC
Messenger RNA from Daldinia decipiens, 2108 nucleotides. RefSeq lists its product as uncharacterized. Gene Ontology annotation, biological process: regulation of DNA-templated transcription. Lineage: Eukaryota; Fungi; Ascomycota; Sordariomycetes; Xylariales; Hypoxylaceae. Bases 77 to 2032 code for a protein of 651 amino acids. Gene Ontology annotation, molecular function: zinc ion binding; DNA-binding transcription factor activity, RNA polymerase II-specific. The transcript is spliced from 3 exons. The record is from RefSeq and is a predicted model, not a curated record.